Messenger RNA from Neolamprologus brichardi, 2278 nucleotides. RefSeq names its product acyl-coenzyme A thioesterase 1-like. Gene Ontology annotation, molecular function: fatty acyl-CoA hydrolase activity. NCBI's taxonomy places the organism in Eukaryota, Metazoa, Chordata, Actinopteri, Cichliformes, Cichlidae. Gene Ontology annotation, biological process: fatty acid metabolic process; acyl-CoA metabolic process. The record is from RefSeq and is a predicted model, not a curated record.
CAGACUUCGUCAUGACGCGCAUUGAUCGGGAAGGGGUCCGAAGUCUGUGAGAGCGAACAACGUGCUUAAGAUUAACCGGAUUUAGUAAAACAGUAACUGAAUCCAUCCGACUCGAAAAGAUGUCCAACCAAAUCAGGCUGAGGCUGCUGCCGAGCACCAGGUGUCUGUUUGAUGAGCCCGUUCAGCUGAAAGUCGCCGGGCUGCGGUCAAGGCAGGUGGUCACAAUCAAAGCCACAUCGACCGACGAGAGAGAAGUGGUGUUCGGCUCUUCAGCCACUUACAGGGCAGAUGAUGGCGGAGAGGUCGACCUGAACCGAGACCCCUCACUCAACGGGAGCUACGUUGGAGUGCAGCCCAUGGGUCUGCUGCAGUCACUGAAGGCAGACACUUUGCACAAGUACUUCUUCAAGAACAAAGCUCUGAAACCUCACGUGGUGAAGUUUUCUGUGCAUGAGCAGGAGGCGGAUGGCAGGAUACUGGCAGAAGAGACAAACGAGAGGUUUUUGAUGGGAGACGGGGUCAGUCGGGACCCAAUCAAAGAGGGGAACAUACGAGGAGUCUUGUUUACACCCCCAGGAGAAGGUCCGUUCCCUGCUGUGCUGGAUCUGGGCACCUUCAUGUCUGAGAAAAGAGCCUGUUUGCUGGCCAACAAAGGGUUUCUGGUCCUCACGAUAGCUGUGUUCAGUGACAGACAAAAUAUGAAAGAGAUACAUCUGGACCCCUUUAAAGAAGCCGUGGAUUUCUUACGCCACCACCCCAAGGCGGGCAGUAAAGGAGUCGGCAUAAUAUCAAGAUCAAAGGGAACGGAUAUCGCGCUCUCUCUUGCUGCAUUCGUGCCCGGUGUGGAGGCCUUAGUUUGGAUCAAUGGCACCAGUGCCAGUGUGGGCACUCCCCUCUACUACAAGAAACAGCAGAUCCUCUCACCCUUAAUGUUUGACUUCAGCAAGGUGAUUACCACCAAGUCUGGAGCAAACCUUAUCAAGUAUGCUACUGAUGAUCCCCUGGAAGAGAAGAACAAAGGAAGCCUCGUCCCCAUUGAACGAGCCAAGAGCCAGUUCCUCUUUGUGGCUGCAGAGGAUGACCUCAACUGGGACAGCAAGGACUACAUGGACGAGAUGGUGGAGAGACUGAAGCGUUGUGGGAAGGAGAACUUUGAGACUGUUUUUUAUCCUGGAGCUGGACAUUUGCUGGAGCCACCCUAUGGACCCUUCUGUUCCUCUGCUUUACAUGGGAUGCUUAGCUUCUCAGUGGUGUGGGGAGGGGAGCCCAGGGCCCACGCAGCAGCAGAGAUCCACUUGUGGAAGAAGAUCCAGGAGUUCUUUAGAACUCACCUGAGUUGUGAUGCUGCACAGGCUAAAGCCAAUUUAUAAACAGGAUUUGAAAGAUAAAACAAAAAAACAACAACUAUUGAAUAUAUUAUUUUAUUUGCUUGUGAAUAUUUUCCGUUCUGUCUUUGAAUGCAUUUAAUGUUUGAUUUUAAUAUCAGAAUACUUUAAUAAUUCCUCAAGAAAUUAUGUGGGUUACAGUUACUCCAGGACAACAGUAACUUCUUCCUCACCUCAUCAAGCUCUUCUGACUGCUGCUGAGCUCCAAAGCUUUUUACCUGCCUGGAAUUUGUGUUGACUGAAUACAUAAAUCAAGUUUAAUACAACGGCAUCUAUCUUUAAAAGAAAGAUUUGUGUUCAGCCUGUGAGUGACCAUCCUACAGCUAUCUGGGUGAGGUCACUACCAGAAAACAGCAAGGAAGCAGACCAAAGAUGCCACCUGGGAGAUAUCGCUACAGAAUACAUGUUACAAUACAAAUGCGAACACACACACACACAGAGGAACAAAAGGUUAAACCAUACAAGACCAACUCCAAGUUAAAGAACUGCAUUAUUAUAGCACAUUUCUAAAAUAUAUUUCACUACCACAGUAGUACAAGGAUGAAAAUGGCAGCACAGAAAACUAGCACAUUACUCAUCAACGCUGCCCUUUUUUAUGAUAAAUAACAAUGUAUUUUAAAAUAACGAUGUAUUGAAAAACAAGACAAAUUAAGUUUAAAAACCUUUUACUUGUAGUUGUGAAAGUAUUUGCACCACUAUCAACUACAGCAGACUCCAAAUGCGAUUUUUGUCAUCCUUUAAUAGGUAGAAAAUGGAGAAAUUAAAGUAGAAAUGACUAAGUCCUACAUUUGUGAGUGUUAAACAAAUGUAUUCCUGCUUCAGCAUGUAACUGUAAUGACAGAUUAACUGCUAACAGACAUUAUCUGUUUAUUAAACUCAAGAAUUAAACGUAA